This is a messenger RNA of Stylophora pistillata, 1173 nucleotides long. RefSeq lists its product as uncharacterized. The record is from RefSeq and is a predicted model, not a curated record. Lineage: Eukaryota; Metazoa; Cnidaria; Anthozoa; Scleractinia; Pocilloporidae. Gene Ontology annotation, molecular function: catalytic activity.
AUGAACGCUCAAUCGGUGCGCAAUAAGACAGCUGAUUUUGUAGAUUAUGUCUGUGAACGUAAAUAUGAUUUGGUUGCGAUUAUCGAGACGUGGCUUCAGCCUCGUGAUGCUGCGCUAAGAACGGAACUGUGUCCUCCUGGUCACAAGUUUAUUGACUUUCCACGACAAGAACGGAUAGGUGGAGGCAUUGGACUACUGUAUAAAGAUUCAUUUCGUGUCAAAAAGACUCGAGACGGAAUUCAAGAAUCGUUUGAAUUUUGUGAGUUGUUGGUCCAAACGUCGACCUCCGGAGCGAUACGGCUUGUGAUCGUCUACCGUCCACAGAAUUCUGAUAACCACCACAGGAUUCCUAUUAACACCUUUCUGAUGGAGUUUUCUGACCUGAUGGAGUCCACUAUUCUAUAUAAAGAGCCUUUGAUUGUCGUUGGUGACUUCAACAUACACGUGGAUGUUCCUAUUGAUACUGAUGCACUUAAGUUUUUAGAACUGCUUGAGUCACUUGGUUUGGAGCAACAUGUGACAGAGCCAACGCACGUACAUGGCCACACCCUGGAUCUUGUUCUAACAAGAAAGAUUGAGGAUAUUCUUACGAGUCCACCACGCGCCUGUCAUUAUUUCUCCGAUCAUGCAGCUGUACAUUGUGUUGUUACCAUCAGUAAGCCUUCAUUUCAGACUAAGAUAAUAAAGUUUAGGAAAACUAAAUCCCAGGAAGCUGAGAGCCCAUCGAAUGAUGUAGUACCAACAGGGCUGUGUGAUCGAGGUAUUAUCAAUCCUAGCACCCCACUGGACUUGGACUUACUUGUAAAGGAUUACAAGACCACACUCUCUCAAGUUCUUCAUCGUCAUGCACCUUUAAAAACCAAAACAGUGAGGGCCAGGACCAAGGUACCUUGGUACACCAGUGAGAUAGCUGAGGGAAAAAGGCAACGCCGGAAAGCAGAACGGAGAUCACAGGAAGAUUUGUUGGCAUUCAAGAAACUUAAGAACCACGUCACUUAUAUAAGCACACGGGCUAAGCGUCCUUUCUACUCAGACUUCGUUAACGACAAUAUUCAAGACCAAGCAAAGCGAUUCAGGGCUACUCGAUCAUUGUUACUUCCGAGGAACGAGUUGUGUUUUCCAGAAUACACGGACAAUUCAAUCUUAGGCAAUGAAAUUGGGCGGUUUUUUUGA